AUGCAACCAGAUCUUUCUAUAAUUAUCAGAGCGUGGACAAAUGUAAGUAUAAAGAGCGAAAGCACAAUCAUCUCUUUUUCUCUCGCGCAAACCCAAACAGUCGAAGAACAAGAAAAUAUAUUUCAUCACAAUAAUAAGAAUGAUCAUAAUUCAUCAAAUAGCACAUAUCCUCUUGAUUCUGACCCUGCGCAGACUAAUCACGAGAAACAACUUAAGAUUGACAUUGGCGAAAAAUCACAUAGUAAUAAAGAUGAUAAGAUUAAAUUGAAAAGAAUGUUUAACCUAAAUGAAUUUACCAACUUAAAAGUUUGGCAGCAAGCCAUUGCCGAGUUUUUUGGAACGCUUCUUUUGAUCUUUUUAAUUGGAGCUGCAGUUGUAGCUGUUGCUGAUUCAACAUUCCCACUUCCUUCGUUACUGAUUGGGUUCGCGCAUAUUCCAAUAAUAUCGUUGUUAAUAUUAGUUACAGGACCGAUUUCAGGCGCUCACUUAAAUCCAUUCUUAACCAUCACAACAAUGACCACAAACUUAAUGUCUCUCCCACGUGGUUUACUUUACAUAAUUGCUCAAUUAUCUGGAGGCACAAUUGGAGGAAUCUUGAUACGAUCUAUCGCAUCAGAUGAAAGUGUUACCCGCACAAAACUAGGAUCUUGCUCAUUUAAUCGCGAACUGUUCUCACCUUUUCAAGCGUUUAUCGGCGAAGCAAUAUUCUGCCUUGGCGUAGCCCUUGUAUUGUUUGCGGUCGCUUUGGAUCCGACACGUAAAAAAGAUUUCGGGUUGACGACAAUAGCAUUUAUAGUUUCUACUACAUUUGGUGUUUUUGUCUGGUUUAGUGGUGGACUUCACACAGGAUGGCCUGGCGCUUCAAUGAAUCCGGCAAAAUGUUUUGCAUUCGCAGUGGCAACUGAAGAUUUUUCAA
Molecule: messenger RNA, 916 nt
Organism: Ambispora leptoticha
Lineage: Eukaryota; Fungi; Glomeromycota; Glomeromycetes; Archaeosporales; Ambisporaceae
Source: the annotation of a GenBank genome assembly